Messenger RNA from Colletes gigas, 4412 nucleotides. It is a transcript of the gene mys, whose product is annotated as integrin beta-PS. Gene Ontology annotation, cellular component: integrin complex; cell surface; focal adhesion. The transcript is spliced from 10 exons. Gene Ontology annotation, molecular function: integrin binding. Lineage: Eukaryota; Metazoa; Arthropoda; Insecta; Hymenoptera; Colletidae. The record is from RefSeq and is a predicted model, not a curated record. Bases 141 to 2657 code for a protein of 838 amino acids. Gene Ontology annotation, biological process: integrin-mediated signaling pathway; cell migration; cell-matrix adhesion.
GCGAUCUUGUAGACACAGUUGUUUGUGGAGUGCAUGCGUUUGAUGGGUUACCUUUUAUGGUGAUUCAAGUAACAAGAAAACAUUCGUCAGACUUGUAAUGUUCUAAUAGCAAAUCAAAAAGGGGACCUUCUGAAAAUACAAUGUUCGGCAGCUUGAGAUGGAUUAUAGCAAUAGCGAUUGUUAUAUCGCUAGCAAAGGCAAAUUAUCCACCUCCAGAGAGACUGACAGGAAUGAAUCCUUGCAUUAGCAAGCAAACAUGUCACGAAUGCAUACAAACACCACAUUGUGCAUGGUGUGCUGCACCGAAAUUUUCAGAAAAACGAUGCUUUCUACCAAAUAUAAAUACCAAAAUAUUUGCUACAUGUCCAGCAGAAUACACAUGGAAUCCAGACAAUGUUUUUAGUAUGAUAAGACAUAACAAUCUAACAAAAGGUGGCUAUACCAUUGGUGGUAUCAAUAGUUAUGAGUAUUCGUACAUGAAUUCUAGCUCAUUUAGCUCUAGUUCACAAUCGAACAGAGAAAGUAGUAGUAGCAGCAGCAGCAGCAGUAGCGGCAGAAGACAAGAAGCUGUGCAAAUUUGGCCACAAGAAGUUAAUUUAAAACUUAGAAUAAGCGAAGCGCAUAGAAUGACCUUUGCUUAUUCACAAGCAGAAGAUUAUCCUGUUGAUCUGUAUUACCUUAUGGAUCUGAGUAAAUCAAUGGAAGAUGAUAAAAAGAAAUUGUCAGAUUUAGGUCAACUUUUAGUAGAAAGUAUGAGUAAAAUCACAAGUAACUUUCGAUUAGGCUUUGGCAGUUUUGUUGAUAAAGUUGUAAUGCCUUAUGUUAAUACAAUGCCAAAGUCACUAAUAGAACCAUGCGAUGGAUGUGCGGCACCGUAUGGAUACAAAAAUAUUAUGACAUUGUCCCAAGACACUAGUCAUUUUGCAAGUUUAGUGCGCAAUGCUUCAGUGUCUGGAAACUUGGAUGCACCGGAAGGCGGAUUUGAUGCAAUAAUGCAGGCUAUAGUUUGUAGAGGACAAAUUGGUUGGCGUGAAAAGGCACGUAGACUGUUGGUAUUUUCUACAGAUGCUGGUUUUCACUAUGCAGGUGAUGGAAAACUAGGUGGCAUUGUAAAACCAAAUGAUGGUAUAUGUCAUUUGGAUGGCACUGGUCUCUAUACGCAUUCAUCUUUGCAAGACUAUCCAAGUAUUUCUCAAAUUAAUUUAAAGGUUAAACAGAACGCUAUUAAUAUUAUAUGGGCUGUCACUGAAGAACAAAUAAAUAUAUAUAAAAGACUGACUAAACACGUAGAAGGAUCUUUUGCCGGCAAACUGUCGGAUGACUCGAGCAACGUUGUAGAAUUAAUUCGAGAACAAUACGAUGCUAUUUCAAGUUCCGUCGAAAUGAAAGAUACAGCCAGCAGUGCUGUAAAAGUAAAAUAUUUUUCAAAAUGUUUGGGCGCGGGACCACUUAUCGAAGCUUCAAAAUGCGAUGGGCUAAAAGUUGGAACAAAGGUCGAAUUUAUUGCAGAAAUUGAAGUCACGAGUUGCCCGGAAAAUAGAUCAGAAUGGAAACAGAAAUUUGAGAUUUAUCCUGUUGGAAUUAAUGAAACUCUUACUGUAAAUCUGGAAAUGUUAUGUGACUGUGAGUGUGAACGCGAAGGUCUUAUGUACGAACCAAAAUCACCAGAAUGCAAUGGUGUUGGAACUUUAAAAUGUGGUGUUUGUGAAUGUUACGAUGGAUUCUUCGGGAAACGCUGUGAAUGCAGCCCUCAUCAUGAGAUGACAGGAUUUGAUAAACAUAUUCAAUCUUGCAGGCCUGAUAAUACUUCUCUUGUAGAUUGUUCAGGGAGAGGAACUUGUGCAUGUGGUCAGUGCGAGUGCGAAGAAAGAGAAAAUCCCGAAGAAAUAAUAUCAGGUCACUUUUGCGAGUGCGAUAAUUUUUCAUGCGAUCGAGAUCAAGGUUUCUUAUGUUCUAAUCAUGGAACUUGUGAAUGUGGACAGUGUGUCUGCAAUGCUGGAUGGACUGGACCAUCUUGUAAUUGUAGAUCCUCUAACGAAACUUGUAUUGCACCGGGAACCACAAACGGAGUAUUAUGUUCAGGACAUGGCGAUUGUAUUUGUGGUGAAUGUAUCUGUCAUGAAGAAGGAAAUAUGCGAUACUCGGGUAAACAUUGUAAUAAAUGCCCCACAUGCCCAAGUCGCUGUGAAGAGCUAAAAAAUUGUGUAUUGUGCCAAAUGUAUGGUACUGGAAACUUUAGCGACAAAGAGGAAUGUGCAAAAAAUUGUAAAGAAUUUGUCCCUGAACCAGUUGAAACGGUUAUACCGGACGUUGAUAAGGACGAGGAGCCAUGUUCUGGUAUAGACGAAGAUGACUGUAAAUAUAAUUUUGUUUAUUAUUACAAUGAAACAAAUUGUCUGCAAGUACGAGUACAAAAAGACAGAGAAUGUCCGCCACAAGUCUACAUGCUGGGUAUAGUGCUAGGCGUGAUAGCAGCAAUUGUUUUAAUUGGUCUUGCAUUAUUACUUUUAUGGAAGUUGUUGACGACUAUACAUGAUAGAAGAGAAUUUGCAAGGUUUGAGAGAGACAGAAUGAUGGCUAAAUGGGAUACGGGAGAAAAUCCAAUUUAUAAACAAGCCACGUCAACAUUUAAGAAUCCAACGUAUGCUGGAAAAUGAGAACUAAGAAUGAUCUCUAUCUGAUAGAGGAUGCAAAACUAUUACAUUGCAGUAAAUUGUGUUUUUUAUAUAAAUUUUAAACUGGUUAAUAUUUAAACGAUAAACAACAUAUUUUAUUAUUGUUGUGCCUUUAGAUCUUUUUCCGUACCAGACUUUUGCUUUUACUUUCGACCUAUCGAUCUAUCGAUCUUGCCGUACAUACCUCGGCAUUUCUCAGCAAGAUCGUUGUUUGAAACUUCCAAGCGAAAUAAUUACUUUCAUUCUUUUCGUGAAACUCUAAUUUCUUUGUUUCGUUAUAUUGUUCAUGAUUCACAAGCAUAAUCGUUAAAAAAAAAAAAAUUUCGUCUUCCCAAUCAUGUGGCACACGUUCAUUUAACUACACUUCCUUUGUUUCUAACCUAUAUUUAACUAUCAGUAAAUUAAAAAAAAAAUACAAUUUUUUAGCUCUUUAUCACUCGUGCUCUUUAUCACCCAUUGCUAUCAAAGUAAUACACUGUACACAAAGGCAAGACACAAAAGAUCUAAAUGGCACAACAAUUGUGCAUCAAAAGAAGCUUUAGAAGUAAGUAGUUUUUAACAUUGUAACUCGUAAGUAUUUAAUGGGAACUAAUGUAGUAUGAAAUUCGAUCGACCUAUUCAUUAAGUACGAUAUUAUAAUACUGCCAUAUAACUUAGACUGCUAUGUAUGAAUGUGUACGUAUGUGUGUGUAGAUGUAAUUUAUAUACAAGGGAUAAUAAUCUCUAUACAAUAAAAAACUGCAAUGUAAGAAUGAAUAUCUGCAUGGCAAUAUGGUAAUGUAACGAUUCUAAGAUUUACAAUUUAUCUUACCAUGCAUUUUAUAUACAAGUGCCUUUUAUCUUGCGACAAAACUGUUUGUACCAUUUUUCAAUUGUCUUUUUUAGUCAGAAAUUUAUAAAGAAUAUUAAUCUCUCAAUAGGUUUUGUCUCUCUCUCUUUGAAUUAAUACCUAGAGUAAGAUGAAUUUUCUUUUUUAAAUAACAUAUUUAUUGAGAUGUAUCAUGCGUUAAUAUAUUUCAAAUAGGAAAUACAAAUAAGGCACAUUAAAUAUGUGAUAUUGCAAGAUCUAAAACGUUAUUUACAGAUGUACUUUAAGAAACGAUGAUCAAUUGUUUUCGUUCUAUGUCUUCCUUGUUCUCACACAUGUUUUAGAUUUCAUAAAGGAUAGUUUGGAAAUGUAUGUAGAAAAUUGUAUAAAUGUAUAAAAUAACAAAACGCGUAGUAAUAAGUAUAAAUCAUUUUGCAAUUGUUAAAAAAUAUAGAUACAUCGAUUUUUUUUUUUUAGUUAUAUGAAAUAUUAUGUAAACAAAAGGUUACAAAAUUUUGUUGCCUAUUCGCUGUCUUAUACAUAAUAGACAUACGAUUAAUAAAAAAACUAUUGCAGCUCUUUAAAGCCACUUGAAUCAACAUUCGAAACGUAUUUGAAAAUUAACAUAAUACUUUCGUAAUGUAUUGUAUUAAUCAGUUUUAAUUAUACUAAUAAGAUGUGAUUUAGAACUUUUACAUUUUACUCUUAUUUAAAUAUUUAAAAAUAAAUUCUCAGCAUGAAAGAAUCAAAUAUAUUAAGCUGUAAAACAAUUUUUUAAUAAUGAAUCCCGGAUAGAAACAAAUGUUAUGCUUGCGUGAAAUUAUUUACUGAAUAACUUAUAUAAACAAAGUUUAUAUUUCAAUAUUGAUAAUGAGAAAAGAAUAUCAGUUUAUCUUACACUCUUAACGUAAGAUAAAAUAAAUACAACA